Capra hircus (goat) is the source of this 2863-nucleotide messenger RNA. It is a transcript of the gene PDCD1LG2, whose product is annotated as programmed cell death 1 ligand 2. Lineage: Eukaryota; Metazoa; Chordata; Mammalia; Artiodactyla; Bovidae. Gene Ontology annotation, biological process: cell surface receptor signaling pathway; immune response; positive regulation of T cell proliferation. The record is from RefSeq and is a predicted model, not a curated record. Gene Ontology annotation, cellular component: external side of plasma membrane. Bases 748 to 1566 code for a protein of 272 amino acids. The transcript is spliced from 7 exons.
UGGCAGGAGCCCCCAGGAGGUAGGAAGAGGCAAGGAAGCAUUCUUCCCUGGAGCCUUUAGCGGGAAUAUGGCCAUGUGACACCUUGACCUCAGACUUCUAGCCUCCGAAAUUGUGAGAGAAAUGUAGAUAGACUGUCUGUGGUUUUAAGCCACUCAGGUUGUGGUGAUUUGUUACAGGAGCCUAAGAAAACAAAUAAAAUCUAUGCAAACUUCUUGGUGCGUAGCUAGAAUGUGCAACGCUGAAAGUGAAACCAAAGCUUCCCAGUAGGCUGGGCUGUAAUCAGUUCCUUAGAAUCAGUUUUGGUUUGAAUCGUCCUCAUGUUAAGAGAAAGCCUGAGCUGGAUGGGGAUGAUCUCUUUUCUCCUCUCGCUUAAUGUACCUUAUCUCCAUAUUUUUCUGUCAGCCGUCAUCGUAUGUCCCUCUGCCAGCUAGAAAGAACCCAGUGGUCUCGGUAGCAACCUAGGUUUUAUUUUCAUUUUGGCUGUUUGUUUUGUUGGCUUCUCUGAGGACUGACAAAGAGCAACUGUUUGUUGUUUUAUUUUCUUUGGAGUCUUUGCCUGAGGAGCCUCACCAAGGCCUGAUGGGAGUAUCAAGUGGGCUGUGAUUGUCUCGUUUUGUGAGUUGGUGUUGUGGACCAUGAUGAGGCUGCCACAGUCGGGAGUGAGCAAAUGACCAGAUCAUGAGAUCCAGCAAAACUGCUGAAGGCUCUGAGACUUUCAAUUGUCUGUUUCAUAUCCGGUACAGAACAUGUUCCUCCUACUAAUUUUGAGCCUGGGACUGAAGCUUCAACAGACAGAAGCUUUGUUCACAGUGACCGUCCCAAAGGAAAUGUACAUGGUAGACUACGGCAGCAAUGUGACCUUGGAGUGUGAUUUUGACACUGGAGGUCCUGUGGAACUCGGAAUUUUAAAAGCCAGUUUGCAAAAAGUGGAAAAUGAUACAGUCUUGCUCAGUGAAAGAGCCACUUUGCUGGAGGAGCAGCUGCCCCUGGGGAAGGCCUUGUUCCUCAUCCCCCGAAUCCAGCUGAAGGAUGCAGGGCAGUACCGCUGCCUGAUCAUCUAUGGGAUUGCCUGGGACUACAAGUACCUGACACUGAAAGUCAAAGCUUCCUACAAGAAAAUAAACACUCGCUACCUCAAGGUCUCAGGGACAGAUGAGGUAGAGCUCACCUGCCAAGCUGAAGGCUAUCCCUUGGCAGAAGUGUCUUGGCCAAACAUCAGUAUUCCUACCAACACCAGCCACACCAAGACCUCUGAAGGCCUCUACCAGGUUACCAGUGUUCUGCGCCUAAAGCCACACCCCGGCAGGAAUUUCAGCUGUGUGUUCUGGAAUGCCAAUGUGAAGGAACUCACUUCAGCCACCAUUGUCCAAGGUCCUAUGGAAGACCCCAAGAUCCCUCCAUCUUCACUGCUUCAUGUUUUCAUUCCCUCCUUCAUCAUUGCUCUCAUGUUCAUAGCCACAAUGGUAGCCCUAAGAAAACGACUCUGCCAGAAGUUGUAUUCUGGAGAAGAUGCAAGAAAAAGAUCUGCCACCAUGGUAAGGAGAGAAGUGGACAGAGCUAUGUGAACCUGUGGUCUCAGGAGCUGGGAUGACCUGAUAGGACAUCCUCAAGAAACUUCUAGACUCUGAACAAGAAUCCUCUGGCCUGCAGAGCUUGUUGUUUGUACUUUUCAAUUGUCUUUGUAUAAACCAGCACUUUAUUCUGGAGACUGCAGCAUGACUAGGCAGCACCCACCACCAUGUAACGGAAAGUCGGGCGACUGCCCCUCCACUGAUCUGGGCUCUCUCCCCAACAGCCCAUGGCUCCACGCACACACUACUGCACUUUAGAAAACAACCACACUGGAUCCAGGACCCCACUGAGGGUCCUCUGGCUCUUUCUUUCUUCCAGACUGGAAACAGAGGGAAUUAUUUCUCCUUAAGUUUCCAGAAGCAGAGACAAGUAGAAGUUUCCAGUUACAGAAAUGGACAGAAGAUUUCCAGUAGAGUUAUUUUUAUGUGUAGUUUCCUCUGGAUACUGAACAAGCCUAUUGAGACUGUGAGUUCACAGACAGGACUUUAUACAAAGUCAAGCCAUAAUUGACAUGUUUUAUGAUUUACAGGAAGCUAGAAAACAUCUGAGUUGUUUUAAUGAAAUGUUUAAGCAUUGAAGUGCACAGAGUGGUCAACUACAGAUUGUGGAGAAAAGCCAUUGAGUAUUUUUCUGAGAUCUAAAUCACAAAGCAUUGAUUUUAACUUGUAAUGGCACUGUGUUGAAUGGUAUUUUAAAAGCAAAAGCAAACUACAUCUUUCCUUCAAAAAAUCCUGUCUACUUAACCUCAGAAGCCAAUCAUACACAUUUUAAGUUUUGUCAUACUAAUAUGCUAUUUCUGCAAAAAUUUCAGAUGAGUAGCUAUAAUGGUCAAAGCACCAAACUAAGGCUCCUUUCCUAGCCUUCUCUUUGACUUUAAACUUAACCUUUCAGUAGCUCGGUUUCCAGGUCUGUGAUAGAGUGAUGGUCACUAGCUAUGAUCUCUGAUGGUCAGUACUAGAAAUCCUGUGGGACUCCGUUAUCACGUGUCAAGGAGGAGGGUAACUGGAUGUGGUCCAUCAGGCUGAUCAUGUUCAAUUUGGUCUGUGUGCUAGGAUGUUCAAGGCAUUAGCUGACCCAUAAACUAUCCAAAUGUAAACAUUAUCAAGUAUAACAGAUGAUGAAUGUGCUUCAAGCAAACUCUUUUAACUGAUGCACAGACUAAGAAUAAUUUUAGGUUAAUGAGAAUGAAGGGGGGUGAAAGUGAGUAACAGACAAUUAUGUAACAUCUCAGUUUCUUCUGUUGAAAAUCAAAGAAUACCAUUGAAGAAUAAAACUCAGUUCUUCAAAAUA